AUGGUAGCCUCACCCACGGCAGUGUAUGUCGCUCCAGACGGUACGCAGAAACAGUUUGACGUAGGAAAGGGACCCCAUUCGACCAGUGGAACCAGCACAAAGAUAUCUGACGUGGUUAUCAAUGCUGGCGGAGAAGAUAGAGACAAGCCAUCUGAAGCUAAAGACACCCCAUUGGGACAUUUACGAGCCGAAUUGACCACUUUACAAGACCAAGUCAAUGUGUUUUUGACACAAAGAAUGAAAGGGGGUGACGAGGAUAUGGAGAGAAGAGUCUUAGAUGGAGGAGAUGAGGAGGAGGAGGAGUAA
Messenger RNA from Meyerozyma guilliermondii ATCC 6260, 306 nucleotides. Its product is annotated as chromatin DNA-binding EKC/KEOPS complex subunit. NCBI's taxonomy places the organism in Eukaryota, Fungi, Ascomycota, Pichiomycetes, Serinales, Debaryomycetaceae. The record is from RefSeq and is a predicted model, not a curated record. The transcript has a single exon. Bases 1 to 306 code for a protein of 101 amino acids.